Funneliformis caledonium is the source of this 177-nucleotide messenger RNA. The record is from the annotation of a GenBank genome assembly. Lineage: Eukaryota; Fungi; Glomeromycota; Glomeromycetes; Glomerales; Glomeraceae.
AUGUCUGAAGUAACAUCUUUAAAAGCAAAGUAUGCUGCAGCUGGUCAAGAACACCUUUUUACUUUCUACGACGAACUAGGCCCAGAAGAACAGACUUCACUUUUAAAUCAGCUUUCUAAACUCGAUAUUGAACGCGUCAACCGAAUCUUCAAGAAAUCAACUUCGUGUUUAGACAUU